AGCGAGAGCGAGAGCCAGACGUAUUAAUUAAACGACUCAUUUUCAUCGCACGACAAAAACGUGAGUUUAACGCCCAUCGCCGACUAAUGCGUCGCCCCACUGCAGCUUCUACGUACUUCGCGGGAACUCUGAUAGCUACGAUCGCGUCCGUGUCCAACUCUGCUUUCGCCUCGCGGUAAAUCGACCAAUCGGAGUAAGUGCACGCCUUCGCGCGUAACUAUAGAGCAACGCCCAUCCCGCGUUCCAAGUCGAUUUCAGCCAGUUCCCCACUUCGCGUGGAAUCGCGCUCCGAGAUAUGAACUUGGUGGGGUUCAAUCCACUGGCUUCGAACCGCUUCCCCACUACGGCGCGGCGAGCGCCUCGUUUAGCCUGUAAUUUGCUCAAACACUAGCAAGCCGUCGUGCCAGGAACAUCCGUCAGAGCUGGUGCUCGGUGUUCGCUCUCGUAACCGAGGGCUAAAUUUGACAGAACGCGUAACGUGUGCUCCUUUUCGACGUUGCAGCAUCAAAGUAUCAGUCGUGUCGCGAGCAGGUCGAUGGAGAGUGUCGGACGUGACGUACGAGUGAGUGUCGUGAGGCUCCAGCCAGUGCGACGGCGUUCGUGAUUACGUUAGUUAUUCGCAUAUCGGUCGAUUUUACACUUAUUGCGUUAGUUAAGUUACGUUGGUGGGUGAUUUGGAGACACCUACGAGGAGACACGACGGGUUCGCGAGUACGUAUCCGUCAUAUUCUAGUGAUGCGUCAGCAAGAGACUGGGACUUAAUUGUCCGUCACCGAUUGACUGCCGAGAUAACGGACUUCAUCGAUGAUUAUUGUGAUCGAAGAGAAACGAUUAAUAUUUCGAAGAAGAAACAAUCGAGAGUUGGAAGGUAUUUGGAAAAACUGUGCGAGGAGAUACAGACUGAACUUAACGAGUCACUCGAUCGAUUUGAGGAAGGGCGGCUUCGAGGCGGUCACGAUGAUGCGGCGAAUCUAAUUUCGACGAUUCGGCAUUCGCAAAUUUAUUGGUCCCGUCAAAGUGGGUUGUCCACCUGGGAAGCGUACGAUAAUCGUACGAUGAUGCCGCUCGCGCCGACGCCAAUCGUCCCGGUGCCAUCGAAGCCGAAGAUCGGCUUUAGCAUCGACUCGAUCGUCGGCGGCGGGCAAGGUGGUCGCGAGGCAGAUCGCCUGGAUCGGCUGGACCGAGUCGAGAUCGAUGGCAGUCCAAUGGAGAUAGUCGAGGGCUCGUCCUCGCCGCGAGCACGCCGGAUCGCAACGAGAUCGCCCGGUGCUCAUUCCGAAGGUUCCGAUCGACCAGUCUCUCGAAGUUCCUCCGUUGAAUCGUAUCCAAACUCGCGACGGACAUCGUCGCACGUUACUAUUAGUGGCGGCGGCGGCGGCGGCGGUGGCGGUGGUCACCAUCACCUUCACGGUACCAAUCAUCAUGGUCAUCCGCAUCAUCACAACCUGUCAACGACGACGCAUCUAGACUUUGGCCGGACAACUGUUCACAGUCAUAGCGGCGGUUCUACGCCCAACAAUAGCCCUAGCCCACCACACAGGAUACCACACGGGAACUCAUCUCCAGUCGGUUCGCAUCCACAACCACCCCCAGGGGUGGUGAGGCCUAGCCCAAACUAUCUCACGCCUCCUACCGCCGCGACGGCCGCGGUCAUGGCUGCGGAGCAGCUCAAGUCUCUGUAUGGAUUACCUGGCGGUCAUGGUGCCGCAGGACCUCAGACCGGCCAGAACGAAUAUCACACGCAGCAACUGGCUUUAGCUGCCAAUUUGGCCGCGGCCCAACACUUCCAGGCGGCAAAUAUCGCGGUGGCGCUUCAGGCGCAUCACGGCGCGUCACCCCAUGGACCACCUCACGGGCCUUAUCCGCAUGGUGGAACUCCCGGUGGACCGCAUCCGCCGCCUCAUCCCCAUCAACCGCCUAGAGAUAGCUACCCUCUAUAUCCCUGGUUACUCUCGAGGCACGGUAGAAUCUUUCCACACAGAUUUCCUGGAGGUCCCGACAUACCCGGCUUCUUACUUCAACCCUUCAGGAAACCGAAGAGAAUAAGGACAGCCUUCAGUCCGAGCCAACUGCUCAAGCUGGAACACGCUUUCGAGAAAAAUCACUACGUGGUCGGAGCGGAAAGAAAACAGUUGGCGCAGGCGUUAUCAUUGACCGAAACGCAGGUGAAAGUAUGGUUCCAGAAUCGACGGACAAAGCACAAGCGGAUGCAACAGGAGGAAGAGGCGAAGGCUCAACAGCAAUCGGGUGGUGGAGGUGGCGGUGGCGGUGGAGGUGGUGGCGGUAGCAACGGAAAUGCUAACAACAAUAGCAAUAACAAAAAUACGCAUCACGUCAGCAAAUGGCAGCAGGAAACUGGCGACUACCAUCACGAGGAUGAGGAUGAGGAGGAGCACAUCGAUCCAGAGGCUGAAGAGUGCUCGAGCGGCUCUGAAGCGUAGCUAGACGUUCUCUGCCUGGAUUAGGAUCCAGGAUCGAGUAAAGUCCUGAACAGACCGCAAGGAGAGUACGAGCGAGAUGGAAGCCAUCCGUGAAGAGAACACGUGCGACGCCGACCGAACGAUAGGUUUGUUCGAGUUGACAUCGAAGGAUUGGCUUCAAUUCGAAAACGGAGCGCCUACGAUCGUGUUAACGUCAUGCGCGGUGGGUUAACAACAGUGAGUGAUUUCUCAUGGAAUAGUGAUCGCGCGAUUUGAUCUUCACGCAAUUUGAUCUUUGCCUCGAAUUACGGUCGAGACUUCGGGUAUGAGCCCCGAUACAAAAAGAAAGUCAAAAGUUUCGGAGGUGGUUUGAUAAAAACCGGCAAUAGCACGGUACUCACCAUAUUGCAAUAUUUGCGAUUGACUACGUGAGUGCGACAAUGGUUGAUAACAGCUUUAAUCUUGAAAAAGAAAAAGAGACGAAACCUUUUCGUCAACGUAAUCCAAGGAGGAUUCAUCGAGUUCUAUUUCGAACUUGUGCCAGAUAGGUUGACAAAGUAAAUACAUCGUUCUAGAGUUCGAUCACUGACAUUCUUAAAGCCCGCGUGUAUCAUAAUUUAUGUAUUUUUGAAGUGUACGCGAAUUGGGUAGCGCAGGAGUGGCUAAUGAAAAUACGAGAAUCAAAAUCAUCAAAUCUUUUAGUUCAAAAUGAUUAUUUAAAAAAGUUCUAAAGAUAAUUUGAGUUGUUGUGAAAAAAAAAUAUUCAAAUUUUGAUUUGAAACCUUUUCAAAGUCUGUAGCAAAUCCGCGUUUCCACCCAUACAGCACAAAAGGAUUGUAGAAAUAUCGCAAUAUUACAGUAAUCAGUAUUAAAAUAUGUGUACAAGCAAUCAAAAAUUUAAAAAAUAUUUAUACAAAAUUCAUACAAGUUUACAAUGCGCUAUUAAUAUCGUAUUAUUAUAAUACGUACUAUUAUAUAAAAUUUGUAUUAUAAUACGUAUUAAUCCAAUAUUAAUAGUGCAAUUGCAAAUUCAUAUUUAUGUAAUUGUUUUCUUAAUUUUUUACAUUUGUAUGUGUCGCAUAGAUUAUUCGUGAUUUUAAUAACGCUGUAAUUUCCAGAAUGCCAUAGAAUUAUGUUAAAAUUUAAUAUUGAAAUUUUGCUGUAAACACAAAAUCGAAUUGUAUUUUGAUUCAAAAAAUUUCUUUACAGAAAUUGUUACUACCGAGCAUUUUCAAAAAUUCUUUCACGUGACUAAUCACGAUAGACUCGUGCAAUACAAACCUCUUGUAUACAAUUGCUCAUAAGCAUGAAUCAGAUGUGCAUACGUGUAAAUAUACAUAAAAUAUUAGCUGUUUAUUUUCACAAUUUACUUAAAAUAUUAGCUGCUGCAUUAUUAAAAAUAUAUUGCAUAUAUUUAACAAUACUUUUGAAAUAUUGCAUUGCAAUAUGCAAGAUUAUUGCUGCAAUAUAGCUGCAAAGUCCUGUGCCGUAUGGGCAGCUACGAAUUUUAACAAAUAAUAAAAAGUGCGUUUUUUUUCUUUCAGUCUUAUUUUGUUCAAAAACGUGAUGGAAGAUUUUCGUUUGCAAAUUCGAAUUCAACGCGAUUCGGAAAUUAUAAGAAAUAUCUUAUUAGAGUUGAUGAAAAAUUUUUUGUUAGCUUCACGGGAUAUUUAUAUGCGGUAUACCACAAAUAUGAAGAUUUGUCUGGAUUGAAUUCAUAUUUAUUCGUUGACAGAUGACGGUACAAAAGUAGGAGUGUCUGUUUUAUUAUCUUCUUCUAACUGCGGAAUAGUUCCUCAACGUUUCAGUUUCGCAGCGUUGCCGAAGGCCAGAGAACAAUCGCGGAAAUCCGUAAAUAUCGUCGCGAUUAGAAGGGCGAGGCGUUCUCAGGCUAGACUAUCUUAUAACGGGUUCAGAAAAAGAGACGGAGAAAUCGAAGGCGUCCAUCGGAAACCAACUAAUGGAUGCAUUGUCUGCCGGAGACGACGAAGCUAAAUGGACGCGCUUCCGGCGGAAAGCGACGACGCUCGUAUCAAGAACGAUCGAUGCCAACUUUAACAAGGCGGAUCAUUUUUGGUCGAUUCGGAACUGUAGAAAUUUUCGCGAGGAAAAUAUUUUCCGUUUCUUUGCUCCAUGAAUUUUACUUUAGCCGAACUUUAGUUGGAAAGUCGCUCGCAACGGUUACUUGUACGCGAUGCGAGUCGAAGCGUGUAUUAAAACUUGGGGAGACAGCCUGAGAUGAGGAGGAUCGAUCGUUCGCGAUACGUCGAGACGAUGAGCCGACUGCCAUCAGCGCGCGCUCAUUUACGUUCAUUGCAAUUACAUAUUUCUUGCCAUACGAAACAAUUCGCCAUAAAGACUAACUUUCGUCAGAUGGUGUAAAUAAAAUGUAGUAGGAAACUAGAGCGCAAUCCUGGACCGAUCCCGUCCCAGGAUCUACCUGACGCUUCUCGUUUCGAGAAUGGGAGUGUACAUAGAUAAAUCGAUAAGAGGCAUACGAAAUGUAUAGAAUGCACGAGUGCAUACAGAAACCGUAAGUAAAAAGCGAAACAGAGAGUGCCAAACUUCGUAAAUUACCCUUAGCGAGAGAAGAACCCAGUGUAAACGAUUUGCAAUCUGUAUUUGCAAUUGUAUUUAAGUCGUUAUUCUACGCGAGCAGUAUUUCUUUCGUCGAUCGAUGUUUCGAGGUAUAUACUGACAGUUUAAAUUAUUAUUGCUAAUGUUAUAGACGGAGAUUCCCUGCGCCAUAAAAGCCGUCGCAGUAGCAAUAUAUCAAUUUCCGGAAAUUCAAAUUCGGAACCGCGAUAUUGAUAUAUCGACAUAUUAUCUCGAUAUUUUAAUAUUUCGUCAGUGCGCGUCUACGAUUUUACCAGCAUACGUUUCCUUUGUUCAUUUCAUUAGAAACUUAUUCCGCUAGAGAGAAAGAGAGAGAGAGAGAGAGAGAGAGAGAGAGAGAGACGUCUCACGUAGGAAAACAUUCCUACGCCGCUCAAAAAUCCGGCCAGUUGUGGCGCAAGGAUUUUCGCUUGUAAAUAAUCCUGUAAAUAGCAAAUUGUGAUUCUACUCGACGUGCAGAGCCAUAGAAUUGUACGACCAUCGAAUGAUUCAGUUCAUGUUCUCUAGCAAUAUAGCGAAAUAAAUUAAAUCAUCCAUGAAAA
This is a messenger RNA of Solenopsis invicta (red fire ant), 5578 nucleotides long. RefSeq names its product homeotic protein empty spiracles. NCBI's taxonomy places the organism in Eukaryota, Metazoa, Arthropoda, Insecta, Hymenoptera, Formicidae. Bases 1056 to 2441 code for a protein of 461 amino acids. Gene Ontology annotation, biological process: neuron differentiation; regulation of DNA-templated transcription; brain development. The record is from RefSeq and is a predicted model, not a curated record. The transcript has 3 exons. Gene Ontology annotation, molecular function: DNA-binding transcription factor activity, RNA polymerase II-specific; DNA binding.